UGAAAAUAUAUUCAACUAAAUAAAAUUAAUUAAUUACUAUUAUUUUUGAAUUUUGUCCUUUUUAAAUAUAUUAAAAGGAGCCUCAAAAUGACUACAGUUGUUGAAAAAGGAUCCAUCUUGGGAGUGCGCCACUUGCAGGCCUUAUUAAUUUUCCUAAAUAUUACCGUGGUCUAUAUAAGUCGUCUAAAUAUUGGAGUUGCUAUUGUGGCCAUGACAAAUGCCGAAACUACAAAUCCAGAUUUUCCGGAAUUUGAUUGGAACGAGAAAGAAAUUUCUUAUAUUCUCUCCAGUUUCUAUUGGGGCUAUGUUAUCACUCAAUUUCCAGGUGGAGCUUUAAGUAAACGUUUUGGUGCCAAAAUAACCAUGAAUGUCUCAACCUUCAUGUCUGCCAUCCUCAGUGCUGUAACACCUUGGUGUGUGGGUUGGGGUGGUUGGCAAUCAUUUUGUGUGAUACGCAUAUGCCAGGGUAUAUUUCAGGGUUUUCUGUUUCCCUGUAUACAUGAGCAUUUGGCUAAAUGGUCACCUUCGCAGGAGCGUAAUCGCUUGGGGGCUUUAAGUCAUACGGGCAUAGAAUGUGGCACAGUUUUGGCUUUGGGCAUGAGCGGUAUUAUAGCGGAAAGUUCUUUAGGAUGGCCAGGAAUAUCGUAUGUGUCGGCUGGUUUAUGUUUUGCAUGGUGUGUUUUAUGGUGGAUAUUUGCCUCAAACAAUGCCACCGAAUCGAAAUUUAUCUCUGAAGUGGAAAAACACUAUAUAGAAUCGUCUUUAGAGCAUUCAGACGAUUUUCAUAAAAAUAAAAUUCCUGUACCGUGGAAAUCUAUAUGGUUAUCGGUGCCUUUUAUAGCCUUAUUGGUGGCGCGCUGUGCAGAAGGUUAUGGCUUGAGUACCUUACAAACACAGAUUCCUUCUUAUAUGAAUGGUGUGCUCAGCAUGCAGAUCAAAAGUAAUGCUCUAUUCUCAGCCUUGCCAUUCUUAGCCAUGUGGGGCAUGUCCUAUGUAUAUGUCCUAAUAGCGGAUAUAUUGCAGAGCAAAAAGGUUAUGAAUCUUACCGGCAUACGUAAAUCCAUUAACACCAUAGCUUUCUGGGUACCAGCCGCCGGUUUAAUAGGAAUUGGCUUCUUGGAUGAGGGCAAUAAAACCUGGGCCAUAGUUUUAAUGACAAUGCUGGUGGGUGUUAAUAGUGGCGCCACAAUUGGCAGUUCCUUAAAUACCAUCGAUUUAUCUCCAAAUCAUGCUGGCAUAUUAAUGGGUAUUGUUAAUACUAUAGCGAAUUUUAUGCCUCUCAUAGCUCCUUUGAUAGUGGGUGUUAUUGUUUCAGAUACGACAAAUCGAUCUCAGUGGCAAAUUGUUUUCAUCAUUGCUGCUGUCAUUUUCUUUUUCGGUAAUUUAUUUUAUAUUUUUUUGGGCACUGCUGAAGCCCAGCCCUGGGAUGCGGAAGAUUUUCUAGUGCCCAAAGAUUCGGAAAGUUCCUCUAAUAACGAUUCACAAGCCACAGCUGAAGUUGAUGUGGACGUUAAGGCUAUUGAGGCCAACAAACAAAAAUACUAA
Calliphora vicina (urban bluebottle blowfly) is the source of this 1545-nucleotide messenger RNA. Its product is annotated as putative inorganic phosphate cotransporter. Bases 88 to 1545 code for a protein of 485 amino acids. Gene Ontology annotation, cellular component: membrane. Lineage: Eukaryota; Metazoa; Arthropoda; Insecta; Diptera; Calliphoridae. The transcript has 4 exons. Gene Ontology annotation, biological process: monoatomic anion transport; transmembrane transport. Gene Ontology annotation, molecular function: transmembrane transporter activity. The record is from RefSeq and is a predicted model, not a curated record.